AGAAGAAGGAGACAAGGAAGGAGGAAUAGCUAAGAUGGCGAAUCCUCAACAAUUUCUUCCUCAAACAGCGGUACCACUGUACACGGGGGUAAUGUCGGGUACGGUGCCUGGUAUCAGCCCAGCAGUGAACCCGCCAGCUGCGGUGUCAUGUUAUCUUUGUGGGAAGGUCGGGCACUAUGCCCGGAACUGUUGGGCCGCCGGAAAUGGGAAGCCGCCUCCGCAGAUCCAACAGGGGCAGACAUCGGGAACAGCUGAUGAGGAGAUGAAUGAGAUGAAGAUGUACUUUCGUAAGAAGAUACAGAGAGAAAAAAUGGAGGAGGAAAGGAGUGACCUAGAACGAGAGGAGCAAAGGAGGAAGCAAGAGGAGAUGAGAAGAGAGGCGAAGAGAUUAAGGGAAGUGGAUGCACGCGAAGCACGGCUCGAAGCAAGGUUGGUGAAAUUGGUAAGUCAACAUACGAAGUCUGAACGCAACGUUACAGCGCCGGUAAUGAAGAAGAAAUCACCCCGGACGAAGGCCAGGGUGCUAAGAGAGAUCUGCAACUACAUUGAUGAGUCUGAGGACGAGAGCGAUGAGGUAAAGCAUGAGGCGGCGAGGCUUGUUGACGCGAUCGAGAGGAGGAAAGGCAAGCGAAGGAACGGGGAAGAAAAAGCGAUUUCAACUACACGGGUGAGGACAACGAAGACCACACCGAUCAUCAUUGAAGAUGUUCCCGAAGAGGCGCACACACCGCCAACAAGGGAGAAAGAGAAUGUGGAAGGAGUAUACGGAGGGGUGUUGGAAUUCGUCCUGGAGAUGCACAAGACAUUAUCGGCAAAGAAAGUGCCUGAACUGCGCAGGAUAUGCAACGAGGAAGGGAUUGAAUGGAAGAGGAAGGAUGUGGCGGUUAGUGAGAUAGUUAGAUGUCGAGCGAAGUUGGCCUUUGGAGAAGCAAACGACUCAACGUAUGUGUCGCCAUUAUCACGGAGGUAGGCAGAUUAUAGUGAUGGAGUGCCCGAGUUUCUGAGUUGCCUGAGUUUCUGAGUUGCCUGAGAUACCGGAGGGAUGGAAGGACUAGAAUCGGAGCAGCUGCAACUGCUGAUGAAGAGAAGGGGGAGACGGCCACCGUUCAACACUCAGGCGACGAACUCAUAAUGCUAUGCCUUAAUAUAGUUGCUCUCUAGGUCUCUCCUCGCAGUCCGAUAUUCCCAGUCCACAUCUCAUCACCUACCGUGCAUCCUCCCUCCCUGGUCACCUCGUUCCUACCGUAUAAUAAUACUAAAAAACUUUUUCACUUUCAUCAAUCCACUGCACCUCAUCCAAUAUCCCGUC
Molecule: messenger RNA, 1309 nt
Organism: Chara braunii
Lineage: Eukaryota; Viridiplantae; Streptophyta; Charophyceae; Charales; Characeae
Source: the annotation of a GenBank genome assembly